Spodoptera litura is the source of this 762-nucleotide messenger RNA. RefSeq lists its product as uncharacterized. The record is from RefSeq and is a predicted model, not a curated record. NCBI's taxonomy places the organism in Eukaryota, Metazoa, Arthropoda, Insecta, Lepidoptera, Noctuidae.
GCUAUAAUACUUUUUACCUAUUGACAAUAAUUAUCUUUUGUGUGAUAUUAUCAUCUAUACAUGAAACAUGGGGAUUGUACAAUCUUUAAUCAUGGCUUUGACUUUUUGUGUGGAAAGAAUCUUGACAUGGAUUUGCUGCGCUUUCGUCCUAAUAGCGCUAAUAUUCGCACUACUCAUGCUGAUGGUGUAUGGCAUCUCAGUAGGCUAUCACUACGCACAGAAAGAACUAACUGAUUUUGCCUACUUCACGAGAGCCGAACCAGGGGAGCAAUACCAUUUGCGAACCGGACGAAAAGAAAACGAAAACAUGCCCGAAUCCGCCAACAUAACUAACGAAGACGACGGUAACUCAUACGAGCCACGACCAGUGUAUGAAGCUUACCAGAACCAAAAUCGUGAACAGCAAGCUUACAGGCAACCACAAGAAACGCCAAUCGUCCUCAUAGCAACUGAAAGGUCUCGGAAAGACCAUGAAUCAGCACCUCAUGAGCGUGCUUUGGCGCGCAAAGUCAUAGGUCGCUUUCGUCGCUCCCGCAAUAAUAUACGGAGACCGACACGACAUUUUCCUAAGGCAUUGAAGUAUUCAAAUAGCACCAUCUCACGUGGCAAAACAAUGGCAUUUAGAUGAAAUACCCGAACCUUCCACUGUGUCUUGAUUUGUAUUUGGAUAUGAGGAUACUUAACUAAGGUACGAGUACCGACGAAAAUAACUACAUAGCGUAGGUACCUAAACUUAGGCAGUAUCCACAUACCUACAUAAGU